GCGCCACGCGUGAUUGCACGAGAAACAAUAUGGCUGCGCCCAUGAAGUUUGCCCGAGUUUGCUGUCAAAAACAUUUUCCAAGUGUUUGUGCACUUUCUUGCAAUAAAAAUAGAGUGUCCAGUUUUAAGCUUCGACAUCAGCGAUAUGCACAUAAUCAGAAUGGGAGAGAAUUCGACGUUGCAAUCAUUGGAGGUGGCAUUGUUGGAAUGGCUACAGCCCGAGAAAUUAAAGUUCGACAUCCAAACCUGUCUUUUGUGGUUUUAGAAAAGGAAAAAGAAAUAUCAUUUCACCAAAGUGGACAUAACAGUGGGGUCAUCCAUGCUGGAAUCUACUACACACCUGGGUCUUUGAAGGCCAAGCUCUGUGUCCAGGGAGUGGAACUCCUCUAUGACUACUGUGAUACAAAUAACAUUCCAUACAACAAAUGUGGAAAGUUGAUAGUAGCAGUGGAACAGGAAGAAAUUCCAAGGUUAGAGGGUCUUCUGAAGAGAGGAAAUGAAAAUGGAGUCAAAGAUUUAAGAAUGUUGGGUCCAAAGGAGAUAAAAGAAAUAGAGCCAAAUUGUGAGGGUUUGAAAGCAGUACACUCCCCACAUACCGGCAUUAUUGAUUACAAAGUGGUAACCCAGUCAUAUGGACAUACUUUUGAGAAACUUGGGGGCCAUAUUUAUACUGACUUUGAGGUGACAGAUUUCUCAGUGACCAAGGAGAGUGGACAUGGUAUUGACUAUCCAGUUACCAUCAGAGGCACUGGUCACAAUAAGGGUGAAUCACGCGAGGUCAGAUGUAAAUAUGUGGUAACUUGUGGUGGUCUCUUCUCUGACCGACUAGCAGAGUUGUCUGGAUGUGACCGAGAACCCAGAAUAGUGCCUUUCAGGGGAGACUACUUAUUGUUGAAACCUGAGAAAACUAACCUUGUUAAUGGAAAUAUCUAUCCAGUACCCAAUCCCUUGUUUCCCUUCCUUGGAGUACAUUUCACACCCAGAAUAAAUGGAGAUGUGUGGCUAGGUCCUAAUGCAGUGCUGGCAUUCAAAAGAGAAGGAUACAGUCUCACAGAUUUUAGUUCAAAAGAUGCUAAAGAUGCUGUUUCUUUUAGGGGUCUACGCAAACUAGCCAUAAGGAAUUUAGGAUUUGGAAUAAAAGAGAUGUACCGAGGUUUUAAUAUAGCAGCCCAAGUCAAACAGCUUCAAAGAUAUGUGCCUUCCUUAAAAGUAUCGGAUGUUACUAGAGGUCCCUCAGGGGUGAGAGCCCAGGCUUUGGAUCGUGAUGGUAAUCUUGUGGACGAUUUCGUUUUUGAUGUAGGAGGUGGAGAACUGGGAUCUCGUAUCUUACACGUACGGAAUGCACCAUCACCGGCCGCCACUUCCUCUUUAGCUAUAGCAAAAAUGGUAGCUGAUAAAGUGCAAAAUACAUUCAAUUUGUAAUAAUUAUUUGUAAUAAUAAUAAUUUGU
Messenger RNA from Saccostrea echinata, 1448 nucleotides. Its product is annotated as L-2-hydroxyglutarate dehydrogenase, mitochondrial-like. Lineage: Eukaryota; Metazoa; Mollusca; Bivalvia; Ostreida; Ostreidae. The coding region runs from base 30 to 1421 and encodes 463 amino acids. The transcript is spliced from 9 exons. The record is from RefSeq and is a predicted model, not a curated record. Gene Ontology annotation, molecular function: (S)-2-hydroxy-acid oxidase activity; (S)-2-hydroxyglutarate dehydrogenase activity.